This is a messenger RNA of Dovyalis caffra, 2166 nucleotides long. NCBI's taxonomy places the organism in Eukaryota, Viridiplantae, Streptophyta, Magnoliopsida, Malpighiales, Salicaceae. The record is from the annotation of a GenBank genome assembly.
AUGGACAUUUUUUACUUUAUGGUUUUUGGUGGCCUAGCUGCAGUAGUAGCAGCAUUGGAAUUUAGCAAAACAAGCAGAGAUCGAAUCAAUACAUCAUCUGCUUUCAGUUCUUUUAAGAAUAAUUACCUUGUUGUUUAUUCACUCAUGAUGGCUGGGGAUUGGCUGCAAGGUCCAUAUGUGUAUUACCUAUACAGUCAGUAUGGUUUUGGAAAGGGAGAUAUCGGGCAGCUUUUUAUUGCUGGUUUUGGAUCUUCUAUGUUGUUUGGGACAAUUGUUGGAUCAUUAGCGGAUAAACAGGGUAGAAAGAGAGCAUGUAUUACUUACUGCAUAACUUACAUACUGAGUUGUGCCACCAAGCAUUCUCCCGAGUACAAAAUCUUAAUGGUGGGACGUGUAUUGGGAGGCAUUGCUACUUCUUUACUAUUUUCAGCCUUCGAGUCUUGGCUUGUCGCAGAACACUUUAAGAGGAAUUUUGAUCAACAAUGGCUAUCAGUGACAUUCUCUCAGGCGAUAUUCCUUGGCAAUGGUUUAGUCGCCAUUGUUUCUGGAUUAUUCGGGAAUGUACUAGUCGACACAUUGGCGUUGGGUCCUGUUGCCCCAUUUGAUGCUGCUGCAUGUUUUCUUGCGAUUGGCAUGGCCAUUAUAAUGUCAUCAUGGACUGAAAAUUAUGGAGACUCUUCUGAAAACAAGGACUUGCUCACCCAGUUCAAGGGUGCUGUUGUUGCCAUUGCUUCUGAUGAGAAAAUCGCGUUGCUGGGUGCCAUACAGUCACUAUUUGAGGGUUCAAUGUACACCUUUGUGUUCCUGUGGACUCCUGCUCUGAGCCCAAAUGGUGAGGAUAUUCCUCAUGGUUUCAUCUUCGCAACUUUCAUGUUGGCAUCUAUGUUAGGAAGUUCCAUUGCCUCUCGACUGAUGGCUCGCUCGUCUCUUAAAGUUGAAAGCUACAUGCAGAUUGUAUUUGUGAUAUCUGCUGCUACCUUUCUCCUUCCUGUUAUAACAAGCUUCUUGGUAGUGCCUUCUGGGGAGAAAGGUGGAGCCAUCUCUUUUUCUGGCUGUAUCCAGCUUUUUGGCUUCUGCAUAUUUGAGACCUGCGUAGGUAUAUUCUGGCCAUCUAUCAUGAAGAUGAGGUCCCAAUAUAUUCCUGAGGAGGCUAGAAGCACCAUCAUGAAUUUCUUCCGCAUUCCUCUCAACAUUUUUGUAUGCAUUGUGCUGUACAAUGUUGAUGCGUUCCCCAUCAUUGUCAUGUUUGGUAUGUGCUCUAUUUUCCUCUUCGUAGCAUCUCUUUUGCAGAAGCGGCUCAGGGUCAUUGCAGAGAGCCAAAGAUCAAGUAAGUUUUUAGUUGAUCUAACUCACAAACAUUGCAGGGUCACAAGAGUGGACAGCAAUGAAAGAGGUGGACACCGAGGCAGAGCCCUUAAAUAUCUGAUUGAAUUUGGAGGAACAAACCUCUGGAAUUUUUUAUAUGUUGUGAGCAGCCACCUUUCUCCCUUAUAUCCGAUAGUGGAGGAGCAACUUGUUGGUAGGCUCUUAUCAUUGACUCGCGGCAUAUGCAAAGUUGUUCGAGUUUGUGAAAGGUUGAGAGCAGUUAAGAUGGUCAAUCUCACAAGUCCUACAUUCCUAGUACUGUAUGCUUUUCAGUUUCUUGUGCUGGUGCAAAUCCAAGUCUCCUGUUACCAGUACAAGGUUGGAGAUUUAGAUGCUUGGGGUGUUCCUACUUCAGCAAAUCCAAAAGCGUACACCUACUGGUCCAAAUAUCAUACCUUGAAGAUUGGAGAUUCUCUCUUGUUCUUGUAUCCACCAAGUCAAGAUUCUGUGGUUCAAGUCACACGAGAAAACUACAACUCCUGCAACCUGACAGAUCCGAUCUUGUACAUGAACAAUGGCAACUCUUUAUUUAACAUCACUACAUAUGGGGACUUCUACUUUACGAGUGGAGUUCCAGGGCGUUGUCAAAAGAAGCAGAAGCUAUACAUAUCUGUGCCUGGCAAUGGUUCAGCAUCAGCAUACUCUCCAUCUUAUGGUCCUAGCGCAUUGCCUGACACCGCACCCUCUUACCCGACUGUGUUUGGCAAUAUCCCAUUACCACCUUCUUCUUCACCAACAAACAGAUUUUCGAUCUUGUUAUCUUCCAUUAUAGGAGCAUCUAUUUGGGCAAUUAUCAUGUGA